AUGGAGUUAGAGAGAUUGAAAAAUAUGUGGAAGAAGAGGAUCCUAAACUAUGAUGUGAAAAGAUUAAGGGGUGAUGUUUUCUUUAUCAUCUUCAGGAGGGAAGAAGAUUGUAAAAGAGUGCUUAAGAAUCAAUCACGGUUGUUCAAAACCUAUCAUAUCUUACUUCGUAAAUGGGAAGCUGAUCUGAAGUAUAGUGAUAUGAGUUUCAAGUUUCUAAACAUCUGUGUGCGAAUCCUUGAUCUCCCGGUUGAAUAUAUGUCUAGGGCUUAUGUUAAAAAACUAGCCCUUCAAAUAGGUACUCUUGUUCCUUUAGAGGAAGAUGAUGCAAAAGACCGAAAAAGUCUAGAAUGGGACAUGCACCUCUGUGUAAAGGUCAAGAUAAAUAUAACCACUCCUUUAGUGAAAUUAGUGAAAAGAGUGAGAAAGGACAAUGGGGAAAAUUGGCAUAUUGUAAGGUAUGAAAACCUCCCGAUCUUAUGUUUUUUGUGUGGCAGUGUGGGACAUGUAGUUGAAGCAUGCGGUUUUAAGGAGAGAAAGGAUCCUAUUGAUGACCUUGCAGAGAAACUUGCUUGCCACUCAACGACAAAAUCAGGAAUCCUUAAGGAUUAUGGCCGUUAG
Nelumbo nucifera (sacred lotus) is the source of this 618-nucleotide messenger RNA. RefSeq lists its product as uncharacterized. The record is from RefSeq and is a predicted model, not a curated record. Lineage: Eukaryota; Viridiplantae; Streptophyta; Magnoliopsida; Proteales; Nelumbonaceae.